Molecule: messenger RNA, 1440 nt
Organism: Penicillium pulvis
Lineage: Eukaryota; Fungi; Ascomycota; Eurotiomycetes; Eurotiales; Aspergillaceae
Product: Zn(II)2Cys6 transcription factor
Exons: 4
Coding region: 1-1440 (479 amino acids)
Biological process (GO): regulation of DNA-templated transcription
Molecular function (GO): DNA-binding transcription factor activity, RNA polymerase II-specific; zinc ion binding
Source: RefSeq, a predicted model, not a curated record
AUGCGCCAAACGCUACGUCGGUCCUGCGCUGCCUGUUUUAAGUCUAAAAUUAGCUGUGAUCUUCGUACGCCCCGCUGCUCUCGUUGCAACAAGCGUCAAAUACAAUGCGUCUAUGCCAAUGAACCCUGGGCGGCGCCGGCUGCCCCCGGCAGAGAAGAGAGCGCUCUAACAAAACGGGACGUGUCCGUUUCAUUGACCGACUGCACAUUUGGAUCGCUCGAUCCAUUCGAUUCUUAUCCUCAGACACGAUUUCCGCGGGAACAAGUCCAACGUCUCAUAUAUGGCUUCCUUCAUAAAAUCGCUUUUCAAUAUUACCCUCUUGAUAUGAGCACCACAUCAAAUCCAUUCCUUAUCUCUUGGUGGCCGCUUGCUCUCGGCGAUCCGGCUUUAUUCCAUGUUUCCUUACAAACGGCAUGCCUUGAUGAAGAGUUGUUGGCGCAAAAAGGGUUCCAAUCCUCAGAACUUCUUAUGGCGGAUUCUGUCGCUUUAUUAAGGCGCAAAGUUGAGAAUAUGUCACUGGCUGUACAAGACGGUACUAUGAACUCCGUUAUCACCUUGGCAGCCAUCGAGUUUGGCAAAGGGAAUAUCGAAGUCAGCCAAAUGCACGUUGAUGGAGUGAAGAAAUUGGUCAACAUGAGAGGUGGCAUCAAUUCAGUGAGACAGACCAGUCCGCUUACUGCGCGAAUGGUCAGCUGGGUGUCAAUGCUCAUCAUGGGCCAUCCUCAGUUCGACACUCAAGACGACGUCGGUCUUGGAGAUGGUAUACCUUGCAUCCCGGAAUGGCAGCUGGACCCAACCGCCCUUAAUGAAUUGUCCGGAUUCAAUAAUAUCGACGUCGACUAUGAUGUUUGGAAUGUUUUCAUACGUCUCCGCAGCGUGCUAGAACGAUCACAGCGAAUGCCUUUCUCACCAACACAACUUCACGACCUCACCUGCUUUGUCGUACAUCGACUUCUUCUUUCUACCCCGAACACGGAAAACCCCCAGCCGUCACCAAUCACUGAGUCUCUUCGCUACGCAAUUAUAAUAUAUAUGCUCAUCAUCCAGGGGCCAACGUACUACUCACAUGCAGUCAUUAUGAAUUCAAUGGUCACCCGGUUUGUGGAAUGUUUCAAACAACUCGAAUCAGCACCUCGCGUGUAUGAUCCACUUGAUGUUUGGUUUAUUUCAAUUGGACUGUUGACUUCCACGGGCACACCCAACUACGAAUGGUUUAUUGAGAAAGCACAGGUUGUCUCAGCAUCUUUGCAGUUGAAUGAUUUCGAAGAUGCCCUCGUCCAAAUUAAGAGCGUCCUGUGGUUGGAAACACCACAGGGUGACGAAAACUUUCGAUCACAUUGGGAUCAUGUUCUCAAUGUUGAGAAUACACCGCAGUCUCUGCAAUCUUUGCAACUCACUUUCAGUGUCUCCCCGAGAAGCAACAGUCCAGGAAUUCUAUAA